Cylindrotheca closterium is the source of this 441-nucleotide messenger RNA. NCBI's taxonomy places the organism in Eukaryota, Bacillariophyta, Bacillariophyceae, Bacillariales, Bacillariaceae. The record is from the annotation of a GenBank genome assembly.
AUGGUUCUUGGUGAAAAAUCCAGCAUCACAACAAAGUAUCGACCAUUUGGGAUAGGUUUUCCACUUACAUACGUCUCAAUCAUCUUUCGUCUCUCAGCUGCAAAUACACUGGACCAAUGGUUGGACACCCAAGUGACCGACCUAGCCAUCAAACAUGCCAUCCUCCUCCUUAUUCAAGGUGUCCGUGAUCCGUCCCUUCCUUCCCUACGGGAUGUCCCCGGCCGCCUCUGUAGGGCCUUUUGCUCUCAACAAUGCAUUGGCUACCAAGGACUCUUGGAAGGACUGCUGUCUUGUCAAUGGGCCCCCUUGCAGGAAGAAUACCUGCAGUUGCGUGGGAGGCAGCUCUCCCACUCUGUGGGUUUCUUGUCUCUCGCACCAGCUGAUCUUGAUGGGGUUCCGGAUGUGAGAACAUCGGAACCUGAUGCAACAUUUGGAGGAUAA